AUGGUUGAUGAUAAGUUUUAUGGAGAUAUUGUAUCAUAUGAUAUUCAUACAUAUUGGAAUAAUAAUAAUCCAAAAGAUAGAGAAUUUGCAUAUAAUUUAAGAGAAAAAGUAUUAAAAGAAUAUGCUGAUGAAAUCGAAAAAGGAGAUAUAAGAGUUCAUAAAUUUUGGGAUAAACCAAUUGGUCCUCAUACUUUAAAUAUGUGGGAAUUAGAUUUUAAAAAACCAGAAAUUUUUGUUAAAUUAGUUCCAUUUUUCCAAUUAAAUCAUGGUAAAUUAUCAGUAUUAAUUCAUCCAAGAACAAGUCAAGGAGACUUAAAAGAUCAUACUGAUAAUGCAUUAUGGCUUGGUCAUAAAUUAAGAUUAGAUACAAGUUUUUUGAAAGAUUAA
Molecule: messenger RNA, 387 nt
Organism: Lodderomyces jiufengensis
Lineage: Eukaryota; Fungi; Ascomycota; Pichiomycetes; Serinales; Debaryomycetaceae
Exons: 1
Coding region: 1-387 (128 amino acids)
Source: RefSeq, a predicted model, not a curated record